Messenger RNA from Cynara cardunculus var. scolymus (artichoke), 1353 nucleotides. Its product is annotated as TLD domain-containing protein 2. The transcript has 8 exons. The coding region runs from base 76 to 1068 and encodes 330 amino acids. The record is from RefSeq and is a predicted model, not a curated record. Lineage: Eukaryota; Viridiplantae; Streptophyta; Magnoliopsida; Asterales; Asteraceae.
UACAUUCUCUCCGAUUCUAGGGUUUCAAAAUCCCCAUAAUAAUAAUCCCAAUCAAAUCUCUCUGCAUCUCCCGCAAUGCAUUCGUGGAAAGAUAGAGUUACAGACAAGUUAACCAAUCUUUUCUCUGAUUCUCCCUCUUCCCCACCUUCCCCUGCGUCUCCUCAUAAGGCCAGGUCACACACGAAGGAUGGCAAUUACAUGUCUUCUGUAUUUACAUUCAUGCUUCCCUCGAGUGAGUCCAGUUCAAAGAAGCAUGAGAAUUAUCUUAAGCCAAUUCAAUCACUUCCAACAAGGUGGAAAAAUAGAAAUACCUCAUGGCAACACGAACCCUUAAAUACCCAUGAUGAGUUCGAUGAUGAAGCUGAUCCUCAUGAACGAAAUGGUGAACAAAGCUGCUUAAAGGGCAUAAAAUGUGACAACAGGGAAACGCCAAAUACCAGAGAAGAUAAUGGAGACCAGGGUUCUGGACGGAGCACUAGCAGCUCUGAAGCGUUUGAAGAUGCCCCCGAACCAAAUACUCCAAUGAAAGCUGUCAUCGACCUCUCUCUUGAUUCUUUAUUCAUUUCUCCGGAACUAUACCAUUUUUUUCAGUCUUCCCUUCCUAAUAUAGUGAAAGGUUGCCGGUGGGUCUUAUUGUAUAGUACGUUGAGACAUGGCAUAUCACUCCGUACACUUAUUCGGAAAAGCUCUGAUCUUUCUGGCCCUUGUUUGCUGAUAACCGGAGAUCCUCAAGGUGCUGUCUUUGGUGGGAUGCUAAAUUGCCCGUUAACACCUACUCCAAAGAGGAAGUAUCAAGGGACAUACGAAACCUUUGUUUUCACAACGUUAUACGGUGCACCAAGGCUGUUUAGACCAACUGGUGCAAACCGGUACUUUUACAUGUGUCUAAAUGACAUGCUAGCACUUGGAGGAGGCGGAAAUUUUGCCUUAUGCUUGGAUGGAGAUUUGUUAAGCGGAACUAGUGGACGUUGUGAUACAUUUGGGAAUCAAUGCUUGGCUCAUAAUGAAGCAUUUGAGUUGAAGAAUGUUGAGUUGUGGGGUUUUGCACAUUCUUCUCGCUAUCCUUAAAUUAAUGCACGAUCCGUGGUACAAGUGAGAUUUGGUUCAUUAUUCAUACGUGAUCUUCAAAACAUAACGCAGCCGACACUUGCAGCAGGUUAUGAAGCUGUGAAGCAGAGUACUCGUAUUGUGUUCUCGUAAACGUAUUAUACCUACGACCCUCGACUUAAAAUUUACGCAGGAUGCGAUUGUGCACAUUUGCCUUUUGGUCUUACAGUUUUAACAUUCUUAAGGGUUGGGUUUCAAUUUGUUUUUCUCCAUAUUUAAUAAGAUUCCAGCAUUGUGGUUUGAACU